GUUCUUCCUCUUCCUCUUUUCUCCUCUCUUCUUCUCCCUUUCCUUCCCAUCCCAUCUUCUCGAGGAAAAAUCAGUCUCUUUCUCAAGACCACCACCCAUCAUCACAAUGGCCUCCUCCCGUGUCUUCGCCUCUCGCCUGGCUUCCACCAUGGCUGCUACCUCCAAGGUGGCUCGCCCCGCCGCUCGCGUUCAGCUCAACGCUGUCGCUCCCAAGCGCACCUUCACCACCCAGAAGAAGAUCAACAUGACCCCCUUCCAGACCGUCAAGCGUCAGUCUCCUUCCGGCCUCAUCCAGGCCAACGCCCGCCAGGCUUUCGCCGCCCAGGGCCGCCGUCAGUACUCCUCUGAGAUCGCCGACGCCAUGGUCCAGGUCUCCCAGAACCUGGGUAUGGGUUCCGCUGCCAUCGGUCUCGGUGGUGCCGGUAUCGGUAUCGGUCUCGUCUUCGGCUCCCUCCUCCUCGCCGUCUCCCGCAACCCUGCCCUCCGUGGUCAGCUCUUCUCCUACGCCAUUCUUGGUUUCGCCUUCGUCGAGGCCAUUGGUCUGUUCGACCUGAUGGUUGCCAUGAUGUGCAAAGCUUUUGCUUUAUACGACCUGGAAAGGCCGACCGUCACGACCAUCCAGAGUCUGUUUAACAAGUGCACCAUCUAUAUUGCGAUGGGUGCCGAGGCAGCCGGCUGGCUUCAUCAAGGCAUGGCCAGCCGCUUGGCGCAGGAUAUUGGACUGAACCUGGAUUCGUCUUUACUCUCUGGCUUAGUGGCUUUGCCUCCCGAAGAAGUCGACCUUCGGAGACGGAUCUUUUGGGUUCUCUAUUGCAAAGAUAAGCUGGCUGCCUGCUUCGGCGAGGCCGCCCUCAAGUUCCACGCCUACAACCAAGCUGUUCGAGUGGGCGAGACAAUUCACCCUUCCGGCCAAGGUGGCUGGGACCAGGAAAUCUCCGAAAUCCCCGCUGACAUUGACGCGCAGACCGACCAGGCCUUCGCCAACGGCGACCUGCAGCUGCGGAGCGCCGGGGGCAAAGGGUGGUCAUAG
Messenger RNA from Aspergillus homomorphus CBS 101889, 1030 nucleotides. RefSeq lists its product as uncharacterized. NCBI's taxonomy places the organism in Eukaryota, Fungi, Ascomycota, Eurotiomycetes, Eurotiales, Aspergillaceae. Gene Ontology annotation, biological process: DNA-templated transcription; proton motive force-driven ATP synthesis; proton transmembrane transport. Bases 107 to 1030 code for a protein of 307 amino acids. The record is from RefSeq and is a predicted model, not a curated record. The transcript is spliced from 5 exons. Gene Ontology annotation, molecular function: DNA binding; proton transmembrane transporter activity; zinc ion binding.